AGAGGUAGUCCAAUGAAUUUAUUGCAGAGUCCAAAAAAAGAAACAAGAGACUUUCAAUAUAUAAGGACAUUUUGAUUUAAAACCAUGUCAUUGCACUUUGAGGUUGCACUUUGAACAUUCAAAAAAGCUAAAGACCAAAAUUUACAAGAGACACACAAAUACUACAAUUGAUUCCAAACUCACAUUCCAUCUAUAGCUUAGCUUCUUUUCAAGACAAAAAGUUUCACUCUCAAAAAACAUCUUUUACUAUUUGCACCUCCAACACCUACUUUCAAACCUACUCAAUUUUCACAACAAAGAUUCUUCUACUCAUUUUCAUGGCCUACAAUGCUGAAACAUAUGGCUAUAGUUCAAGGAGAAGAGAUGAAUCAGAUUUCAAUUUGAGAGAAUGGACAAUGAAAGCAAGAAUUAGUAGAGAGAAUAACAACACUAUUAAUUCUAGAAGAUAUUCAGGUUCUUAUAUGAGAAGUUUUAGAGAAGAUACAAGGUCUCAUAGAUCAAACAUAACCAUUUCCAGUACUGCUUCUUCACCUGGAUACCCUUUUAAAGAUGAAAUUGACCCUUCAACAUAUUCUUUUACCACUGCUCUUAAAGCAUUACAAGCAAGGGUAAGCUAUAACAGUUGGGAGUGUUCAUCACCAGAAGGGUUUGCUUUAAAUUCAAAGUGGAAUGAAGCAGAAAAGUAUAUAUGCAAUCCACUUUCAGGGGAAGUACCAAUGGAAUGUUUAUCUGCAAAAACUCUUAGUGGAAGAUCCUUUAGACACUCAACAAACAGAAUUACAAUGUCUGCUCCUCUAGUUUAUUCUUCAAGACAUAUUCAAAUUAAACCAUCAGUUUACUCAGAUGAAGAUGUUUCUCUUCAAUUUCCAAUUCCAGAAAAGAAGAAAGAAGGAAAGACAAGAGAUGUAGGGACUCAAAGCACACCUAAUUAUCUUAGUUCAAGUAGUCCUAGCCCUACAUCAACUCCAUCUAUCAUAGAGAGGUCAAAAACUAGAGCUGUAGACUCACCUAAUUCAAAUUCAAAUGCUAAAACAAAAUCUGAAGAAGAGGUUGAUGAGGUGAAAGAUAAUUAUGAAACAUGGGAGACACCAAGAGAAAAGAAUGAGUGGAGAAAGAAAGAAGAGAAAAAACUUUGCAAGCAAGUAGGGUGCUUUUCAUGGAUGAUGACAAAGAAAAGACAUAGAGUAAGAAAUAAAGAUGAUAAAGAAAGAAGAACAUCUUUUUCACAUAUCACUUCAAAGGGUUGCUAAAGAAAAAAUGUGAUAAUUAAAGAGGAUGGAUGUACUUGAAUGAAUCAUGAUGGUUUGUGAGAUUCUCAAAUUUCACUUUCACUUGACCUAUUUUUUGAAAUGCCUUUUUUUUAUAUAUAACAAAAGUUUUAACCUAA
Molecule: messenger RNA, 1387 nt
Organism: Trifolium pratense (red clover)
Lineage: Eukaryota; Viridiplantae; Streptophyta; Magnoliopsida; Fabales; Fabaceae
Exons: 5
Coding region: 318-1250 (310 amino acids)
Source: RefSeq, a predicted model, not a curated record